AUGGUUUUGGCGAAUGCUAAACAAACUAGUUGCAGUUACAUUGAUAUGCUUGCAACCGAUUUAAUAUUAACCUAUGAUCAAUUAAUACAAUAUGCACUAGCAGAUAUUGAGAUGAUGUUACGUAGUUGUGGGAAGAGUUUAAAAGAUUAUCCUCCAAUGCCUAAAGUAGACACAUCAUUAGUUCCUCAUAUACAAAAUAGUUUAAUACACGACGAAUUGAAUUAUAACAGACAAUCAUUAGCUGAGGAACAUGUUAGAUUGAUGUCAACUAUGACUUUAGAGCAACGUAAAGUAUAUGACACAAUCAUGACGAGAGUUAACGAAAACAAACCUGAUGUGUUUUUUCUUUAUGGUUAUGGCGGUACAGGGAAGACAUUUAUUUGGAGGGUCAUGUCAGCCGCAUUACGCUCAAAAGGUGAGAUAGUUUUAACAGUGGUCUCAAGUGGGAUCGCUGCAUUGCUUAUACCUGGCGGUAGAACAACACAUUUAAGGUUUUGUAUUCCUCUAAAUGUUGACGAGUUUUCAACAUGUACCAUAGUUCCUAAAAGCCCUUUGGCGCUAUUAAUACAAAAAGCAAAGCUCAUUAUAUGG
Molecule: messenger RNA, 591 nt
Organism: Trifolium pratense (red clover)
Lineage: Eukaryota; Viridiplantae; Streptophyta; Magnoliopsida; Fabales; Fabaceae
Exons: 2
Biological process (GO): DNA repair; telomere maintenance
Molecular function (GO): DNA helicase activity
Source: RefSeq, a predicted model, not a curated record